AUGUCCUCUGGUAGUGAAAGUGAUGAAGAUUAUGUACCUAAAGAACCUGAGCAAGUAUCUGAAGAAGAGUCUGUUGAUGAAGAAACUGAUGAACAGUCUCAAGAUGAAAAACAGCAAAGAAGUAAAAAGAGAAAGUCAGUUCAAAAAAGAGGAAAAAGGAAGAAGGUCUCAAAUGAUGAGACAGAGGUGAAAGAAAUCAAGGAACCAAUGGGAAUAGUUGAACUAGCGAGGGAUCCAGAGGAGGAAAAAAAAAGAGAAGAAGACCUUUGGGCUAAGUUCUUAGAAGGAACAGAUACAAAACCCAAAUCGACUAGCCCAAACACCUGUGCACAACCUCCAAAGUGUAGUUUAGAUUGCAAUAAGGCAUUAUUUGGUAAUAGUGCAAAGAAAGAUGUAGGAAAUGAGAAAGAAAGAGAAAGAAGAAUUUUUGAAUUUGCAGGGGAGACUAUUGUUGUUGAAAACAAUGUCAUUAAAGAAAAAUUAAAAGCCAGUGAGGCUUCAUCUACUGUGAGUAAAAGCAUCCCAUCACAAAGUCGGGCAACUGGAGGGCUAUCAAAUAUUUUAGGACAGCUAAAUAAAAAGAACAAACUUUCAACAUUAGAAAAGUCAAAGCUAGAUUGGGAUACAUAUAAGAAAGUAGAAGACAUUGAUGAUGAAAUACAAAGUCACAAUAAAGGAAAACAAGGAUACCUGGAGCGUCAAGAUUUCCUUGCGCGUGCGGACGUCCGUCAGUAUGAGAUUGAGCGAGAUUUGCGCAUGGGUAGAAGGAACAAGCAA
This is a messenger RNA of Iphiclides podalirius (scarce swallowtail), 777 nucleotides long. The record is from the annotation of a GenBank genome assembly. NCBI's taxonomy places the organism in Eukaryota, Metazoa, Arthropoda, Insecta, Lepidoptera, Papilionidae.